AUGGGAAUAACAUCCAUACAAGGAACGAUGAAGACUCACAGAAUAAAGGCACUGGGCCUAUUUAAAGCUUUUUCAAGGAAAUCUUCGAUUUUAGACGGUAAGCGGAAAAUAAAACAACAUCACAAGAAAGCAUUUCCUGACUCAAGCGAUCGUCAAAGUUUUGAAAGCAGCUCAACAUCAAAUAGCAUGUUUUCAACCAGAUCUGGUGUUAAUAGUAUAGCGUCCACUGAUGGAAUAAUAAAGCCGGAGAUGCCGAAUGGUUGGGAGAUAAGGUAUGAUCCUGUUCUUAGCGAGUAUUAUUAUUUGAACAAAAAACAGGGUAUUGUUCAGUUUGAUUCACCGCUGGAGGUUGUGCGGCAUAUUGAUAUAUGA
This is a messenger RNA of Brettanomyces bruxellensis, 372 nucleotides long. RefSeq lists its product as uncharacterized. The transcript has a single exon. The coding region runs from base 1 to 372 and encodes 123 amino acids. The record is from RefSeq and is a predicted model, not a curated record. Lineage: Eukaryota; Fungi; Ascomycota; Pichiomycetes; Pichiales; Pichiaceae. Gene Ontology annotation, molecular function: protein binding.